GAAUAACCAGAAGUAGAUAUCUAUAAGAAAAGAAAAUUUAAGGUUUAAACUUUAAAUAUAUAGAGCCCGCGUGUAGCGGCGCAUGUAAGCCAUAGUAUAUUCAAGUUUAAUACUAUUGUGUGAUCCCAUUCAAUCUCCUUCUGUUUUUUCUUCGGCAAUUUCGAUCGAUUUUCACCUUCUUCGUUGUCCUCACCAAUGACACUACUCGUCGUCGAGGUUGCCCGAGUCACCCCCGCCGCCGACUCGGACUCAGUUCUAAACUCAACCAACUCGCUCACAAUCCCGUUGACUUUCUUCGAUUUACCAUGGCUACUAUUCCACCCAGUCAAACGAGUCUUCUUCUACAGACUCACCGAGUCGACUCGUGAGCAUUUCCACUCCAUCAUCCUCCCCAAGCUCAAGCUCUCCCUUUCCCUCGUCCUCCGCAACUACCUCCCUCUCUCCGGCCGCAUCACCUGGGACCAAACCGAACCCAAACCGAGCAUCGUCGUCUCUCAAAACGACGCCGUUUCAUUAACCAUCGCCGAGACCGACGCUGAUUUUACUCUUCUCUCCGGCUACGGACAGCGUCCAGUCUCCGAGUUAAACACUCUGCUACCGGAGUUACCGGUUUCCGAUGACUCAGCUUCCGCCUUCUCUCUGCAAAUCACGUUGUUCCCGAACCAAGGAUUAUCCAUCGGCGUCGUAGCACACCACGCCGUUUUGGACGGGAAAACGUCAAGCAUGUUUAUCAAAGCUUGGGCUCACUUGUAUAAACAAAACAGAGUCUUCUCUCUUCCGGAGAAUCUAACUCCGUCUCUUGAUCGAUCAUCGAUCAGAGGUCUCACCGGACUCGAUGAACAGAUGAUCCAGAUCGUGAGAUCUCUGAAAGGGAACGAAACAACCAACACGAGAAGCCUGAGCCCAAUCCCCGCCGGAGAAGUCGAUCACGACGACGCCGUUUUAGCCACGCUCGACUUGUCGACUUUCGUCAUCGCCUACGCUUACGUGUGGACAUGCGCCGUGAAGGCUCGAGGAGGAAACGGAGAGAGACCCGUGGGUUUUAUUUUCGUCGGAGAUUUCAGAGAGCGGUUGGAUCCGCCGCUUCCGGCGACGUACUUCGGAAAUUGCAUGUUUCCGGCGGGUUGUUAUAACCGUAAGGCGGCGGAUUUCGCGGAGGAGAGAGGAUUUGUUACGGCUGUUGAGAUCCUCAGCGAUUUGGUCAAAGGCUUGUUUUCACGAAAGAUGGAGACGAUCGCGGAAGGUUUCGCUGUUGGAUUCGAUUCUCAGGGAAAGAGCUCACAGUUCGGGUCGGUUGCCGGGUCGACCCGGUUGGGUGUAUACGAGUCGGAUUUCGGGUGGGGAAAGCCCGUUAAGGUUGAUGUCAUGUCCAUUAAAGGAGAGGCAAUCUCAAUGGCAGAGAGACGUGAAGAAUCAGGUGGCGUCGAGAUCGGAAUGUGCCUGAAGAAGAAUGAUAUGGACAUUGUUCUUACUUUGUUUAACAAUGGUUUACAAAACUAAAACGCUACUUAUAUAUAAAACAAAAUUUCAAUAAGGGUAUGGUUGGGCAGAGGAAACCUUGUGGUACAAGAAAUGUGUAUUUGAGGGUAUUGGACUCAUCUUGGAAUGGUUAUCGAAUGGCUGCUCUUCUUCGUCUUCUCUAGCAUAAGUUCCAAGAUUGUGUUCGCACAUUUCUGUUUGUUUCUAAUUGUAGAGUCCUUUUUUUCUGACCAUAGUUGAGGAAAUUUAGGAUUUUGUGAGCUAUUGUGAAGUUAACCUUUGCAACUAAGCAAGAUUAGCGUCAUAUGUUUGGAGUAACAUAUAAGUAAGAUGAGAGAUUGAU
This is a messenger RNA of Eutrema salsugineum, 1822 nucleotides long. Its product is annotated as phenolic glucoside malonyltransferase 2. Lineage: Eukaryota; Viridiplantae; Streptophyta; Magnoliopsida; Brassicales; Brassicaceae. The coding region runs from base 196 to 1500 and encodes 434 amino acids. The record is from RefSeq and is a predicted model, not a curated record. The transcript has 2 exons.